GUUAGCAGACUGGCUAACGCUGUAUGCUAGGCAGGUAUUUCCGUUUCCUGUUCCUCGUUUCCGUUGCAACGAACGUCGCUCAGGUUUUGUUGUUGUCCCUUGUUGCUACCCGUCCGUACCGUAACCAUCGAGCUAGCUUACCUGACAGAGAAAUGGCUGAAGCUCCUCCACGGCCCUGCCGGUUUUUUUGUCACCGAUGCUCAGCAGAGAUCAGUCCGCGUUUACCGGACUAUACCUGUCCACGGUGUGAAUCUGGCUUCAUUGAGGAACUGCCUGAGGAAAGAAGCACUGAAAAUGGGUCCACAUCCACAGGCUCAAGCAGCGAACAGAACCGGCCAGCCUUUGAGAACAUGGACCACCAGCACUUGUUCACGUUCCCUCCUGGGUAUGGCCAAUUUGCCCUGGGUAUUUUCGAUGAGAACUUUGACCUCCGAGCAGGGCUGCCUGCAGAAGACAACCGAGAGACAGAGAACAGGAGAGAACGGGAGAUGGCGUCACGUCAGCGGUACAGCACGCGGCAACCGCGGGGUCGGCACGUCCCUCGACGACAGGGUACGCGCCAUGAAGGAGUGCCCACGUUAGAGGGAAUUAUCCAACAGCUAGUAAAUGGGAUCAUAGCACCGACAGCUAUGCCAAACAUUGGGAUGGGACCAUGGGGUAUGCUGCAUUCCAAUCCAAUGGACUAUGCCUGGGGUGCCAAUGGACUAGAUGCUAUCAUUACACAGUUACUUAAUCAGUUUGAGAACACGGGUCCUCCCCCUGCAGAUAGAGAAAGGAUAAAGAGUUUACCUACCAUCACCAUCAAAGAGGAACAUGUGGGUGCUGGUCUAGAGUGUCCUGUGUGCAAAGAAGACUACAGUGUCGGGGAGAACGUUAGACAACUGCCGUGCAAUCAUUUGUUCCACAAUGACUGUAUAGUACCUUGGCUGGAGCAGCACGACACGUGUCCUGUGUGCAGAAAGAGCCUUAGCGGACAGAACACAGCCACAGACCCACCGGGGUUAUCAGGAAUGAACUUCUCUCCUUCCUCCUCAUCCUCUUCCUCUCCCAGUUCACCUAGCAAUGAGAACGCUGCCAGCAACUCAUAGACCCUCACAGUCAUGAGCCACCUCUCAUCAGAAAACCUCACACCCACCUGUUAAACAAGACCCAACAUCACCUGCUCUACAGUGGAGACCGGGACGGUUGGCUGUCUUAACUCUAGGGGAUGAUUUGAGUCAAGAUGUGAACUAUUAAACCAUUGUGGACUGUUAGUUGUUUUCAUCUUUUACCCCUCUGGAACGUUAAGAAAACUCGUCAUUUCUCCCCCUGUGCUGAGUGGAUGCUGGAUCCAGCUCCUGCUGCUGUUCUUCAGGAGACCGGAUGGGACAGUGUAUAAGGAGGAUCCAAACGGCUGUGAAGCAAUGAACAACAACAACAACAACAACAAUAAUAAUAAUAAUAAUAAUAAUUAUAAUGAUAAUGAUAAUAAUAAUAAAUAAUGAUAAUUAUAAGAGUGGGAUCAGAACCAGAAAUGGAGCAGAGUUUUGGCCAGAGUGGACUGCUUUUUGAUGGAGACGUGUCUCUGCCACAAGGCUGAGAGACGCAUUUUAUAUUUAAAAGACUUUUUUUUUUUUUUUUUUUAUGAAUUGCCUGUGGUGGUGCAGACUCCAUGCUGAAUCUGAGUCCAUAGAUGUAUAGAUUAUUAAUUUUUCAUACAGUAAAUGGUCAGCCAGUGUACAGUCAGUGGAUUCAACAAAAACCUUGUGGAAAGAAUACUGAGUGUAUGCAUCUGAUUUAAAUUUAUUUGCACCUUUUUUUAUUCUGCAGUGUUCUCUUUGAUGUUAAGAAUGUGAAUUUGGGUAAACUACUGAAUAUUUGAGAAAAAAUGGAUUUUCUCCCCACAUGUUGCAUUCAGUUAUUCAUUUAGGGCUUCUUUUCCAUAUUAGAUUCUCAGUUUACAGGAAUUUGGUUGAACGUUUCAGGGUGUGUCUUGAAAACGGCAAGGUCCUUAUGAAUUUCACUCAGUUUCCUCAUUGAAAAUUCCACAAGCCUACUCAUUUUUUUUAGACACAUUCCCCACACACAAACUGAGGAAAGUCUUAAAGAAUAUCCAACAGGUAAACAAAAAAUGGGAUUAUUUUACAUCUAGAGAACUGACCAAAUGUCAAAGUGCAGUUGUUUCAAAUACAAUUUUAAGUUACUUAUUUUAUUUUGUAAGAUCACAAUAAAAUGCUCAAACAAAAA
Myripristis murdjan (pinecone soldierfish) is the source of this 2226-nucleotide messenger RNA. Its product is annotated as E3 ubiquitin-protein ligase RNF126-like. The transcript is spliced from 9 exons. Gene Ontology annotation, molecular function: ubiquitin protein ligase activity. The record is from RefSeq and is a predicted model, not a curated record. Bases 24 to 1088 code for a protein of 354 amino acids. Gene Ontology annotation, biological process: protein ubiquitination. Gene Ontology annotation, cellular component: cytoplasm. NCBI's taxonomy places the organism in Eukaryota, Metazoa, Chordata, Actinopteri, Holocentriformes, Holocentridae.